This is a messenger RNA of Thlaspi arvense, 1590 nucleotides long. Lineage: Eukaryota; Viridiplantae; Streptophyta; Magnoliopsida; Brassicales; Brassicaceae. The record is from the annotation of a GenBank genome assembly.
AUGUAUCGCACGGCAGCUUCACGAGCCAUGGCUCUUAAGGGAUCCCUUAGCCGAAGUUUGAGACCGGCGCGUUAUGCAAGUUCUAGUGCUGUGGCGACGAGUUCGUCUUCGUCGUCGGGUUUCUUGGGCUGGUUAGCUGAUAAGUCAUCGUCUUCGCUUACCUCAUUGGACAUGCCACUACAGGGCGUCUCUCUUCCUCCGCCGCUUCCUGACCACGUCGAGCCGAGCAAAUUUAAGAUCACCACUCUUCCAAAUGGUCUCAAAAUUGCAUCAGAGAUGUCUCCGAAUCCAGCAGCUUCCAUUGGUUUGUAUGUUGAUUGUGGUUCUAUCUACGAAGCUCCUUAUUUCCAUGGAGCAACGCAUUUGCUUGAAAGGAUGGCUUUCAAGAGCACGUUAAACAGAAGCCAUCUACGUCUUGUGAGGGAAAUAGAGGCUAUUGGAGGAAACACAUCCGCAUCUGCGUCUCGGGAGCAGAUGAGCUACACUAUUGAUGCUCUUAAAACCUAUGUCCCUGAAAUGGUUGAAGUUCUUAUUGACAGUGUGAGGAACCCUGCUUUCUUGGACUGGGAAGUGAAUGAAGAGCUACGUAAGAUGAAGGUAGAGAUAGCGGAACUUGCAAAGAACCCUAUGGGAUUCCUCAUGGAGGCCGUUCAUUCUGCGGGUUAUUCCGGUGCAUUGGCAAAUCCUCUGUACGCACCAGAGUCUGCUUUGGACAGAUUGAAUGGGGAACUCUUGGAAGAGUUUAUGGCUGAGAAUUUCACUGCUGCGCGUAUGGUAGUGGCAGCAAGUGGAGUUGAACACGAGGAACUUUUAAAAGUUGUUGAGCCAUUGACUUCUGACCUUCCUAAUGUAACGCGCCAACCGGAGCCAAAAUCUCAGUACGUUGGUGGAGAUUUUCGCCAACACAUUGGUGGAGAGGCUACACACUUUGCGCUUGCCUUUGAGGUUCCUGGCUGGAACAACGAGAAAGAAGCAGUCGUCGCUACUGUUCUCCAGAUGCUUAUGGGAGGAGGUGGCUCAUUCUCUGCUGGAGGCCCUGGAAAAGGAAUGCACUCAUGGCUCUAUCUUCGUAUUCUAAACGAAUAUCAGCAAGUUCAGUCAUGCUCUGCAUUCAGUAGCAUCUUUAACAACACUGGAUUGUUUGGAAUCUAUGGUUGCUCGGUGAGUUCAGCAAUCUUGACGCUGCUUACUAUGGCUUUUCCCAUUGAUUGGUUAGAUGUGUAUUUAAAGGGAUACCAAAGUCCUGAGUUCGCUGCAAAGGCAAUUGAGUUAGCAGCUAAAGAACUGAAAGACGUUGCAGGAGGAAAAGUUAACCAGAAGCAUCUAGAUCGCGCCAAGGCAGCCACAAAAUCUGCAGUUCUGAUGAAUUUGGAAUCUCGGAUGAUUGCAGCAGAAGACAUUGGCAGGCAGCUUCUUACAUACGGAGAGAGGAAACCAGUUGAGCAAUUCUUGAAGACAGUAGACCAACUAACCUUGAAGGACAUUUCAGAUUUCACCAGCAAGAUUAUUUCAAAGCCUUUGACAAUGGGUUCCUUCGGAGAUGUGUUGGCUGUUCCGAGCUAUGACUCCGUAAGCAGCAAAUUUUGUUGA